Messenger RNA from Plasmopara halstedii, 204 nucleotides. RefSeq lists its product as uncharacterized. NCBI's taxonomy places the organism in Eukaryota, Oomycota, Peronosporomycetes, Peronosporales, Peronosporaceae. The record is from RefSeq and is a predicted model, not a curated record. The coding region runs from base 1 to 204 and encodes 67 amino acids. The transcript is spliced from 2 exons.
AUGAUGGAAUUUGGGUGCACUUCGGAUCGAGAAACCUUUGGUGUUUUGCGUCACCGUUCGUUCACGGGUUUACCAGCAACCACUCAAUUGCCAGAACGAGAUCCUUACGAGUACCGUGAAAUCCUACGUGAUGGCGCGAAGCUAGCAGCUUACGUGACCCAAGGAUGCAUCUCUUACGAUGUACCAUGUCUUCCAUUCGUCUAG